Lathyrus sativus (Indian pea) is the source of this 1479-nucleotide messenger RNA. The record is from the annotation of a GenBank genome assembly. NCBI's taxonomy places the organism in Eukaryota, Viridiplantae, Streptophyta, Magnoliopsida, Fabales, Fabaceae.
AUGACACUCUCAAGAUUAUUCAGAAAAUUCCCCAAUUUUGUUCAACUCUCUAAAUCUUCUUACCCAAUUUCUUCAACACCAUCACCAAGUUCAAAUUUUGAUCCCCAUUCCUCAAAACCCACCAAUCAAUUCAUCCAAAACCCAUCCGGCUCUCUCAAAUUCAUCAUUUUUUCUUCAUUUCACACUUCACGUGUUAAUGUUAAUAAACCCAACACCACCAACCCAGAUGCAGAAACAAUCUGCAAAAUCUUAUCCACCGCACCAGAUUCACCCGUCCAUGUCUCCCUCCGCAACUUCCCGGCGGAGGUAUCGCCGGAGCUCGUUGUUGAUGUCUUGAACAAGCUCAGCAAUGCUGGUAUUCUCGCACUUUCGUUCUUCCGUUGGGCUGAGAAACAGAAAGGGUUCAAACACAGUACAGAGAGUUUCCAUGCUUUGAUUGAAGCAUUGGGUAAGAUCAAACAGUUCAAGAUGAUUUGGAAUCUGGUAGAUGAAAUGAAUCAACUAAAGUUGAUAAAUGGUGACACUUUUGCUCUCAUUGCUCGGAGAUACAUUAGAGCGAGGAUCGUUAACGAAGCAUUGAAGACAUUUGAGAGAAUGAAGAGAUAUGGAUUGAAGCCUCAGAUAUCGGAUUUUAAUAAGUUAAUUGAUGUUUUGUGUUGGAGUCAGCAACAGAAUUUGUUGAAGGUUAAUGAGGUUUGUAGAGAGAUGAAGGAUGAGGGUUUUGAGCCUGAUGUUGUUACCUAUGGUAUAAUCAUUAAUGCUUAUUGUAAGGCUAAAAAGUAUGAUGAGGCUAUUGGUUUUUAUCAUGAGAUGCAAUUGAGGAACGUGAGUCCUAGUCCUCAUAUAUAUUGUACUUUGAUUAUAGGUCUUGGUAAUGGUAAUAGAUUAGAUGAAGCUCUUGAGUUCUUUGAGAAAUCUAAGGCUAGUGGGUUUCCACCGGAGGCACCGACUUAUAAUGCUGUUGUUGGGGCUUACUGCUGGGCAAUGCGGACCGAUGAUGCAUAUAGAAUCGUUGGUGAGAUGAAAGAACUUGGGAUCGGUCCGAAUUCUCGAACGUAUGAUAUAAUACUUGUUCAUUUGAUAAAGGGUGGAAGAAUAAAAGAAGCUUACUCGGUUUUCAAGAGAAUGAGUAGUGAGAUGGGAUGUGAGCCGAGUGCAAACACGUAUGCGAUUGUGGUUAGGAUGUUUUGUAAUGAAAAUCAAUUGGAUAUGGCAAUGGUAGUUUGGGAUGAGAUGAAAGACAAGGGAAUCCUUCCUGGAAUUCACAUGUUCUCGACGAUGAUCAUUUCCUUGUGUCGUGAAAAUAAGUUGGAUGAAGCAUGUAAGUACUUUCAUAAAAUGUUGGAUGUUGGAAUUCGACCUACUGCGAAUAUGUUCAGUGCCUUCAAGAGUGCUCUAAUGGAUGCGGGAAUGGAGAAUACUGUGAAACAUUUUGCUCUGAAAGUUGAUAAACUGAGGAAUACUCCAUUAAUUGCUUAA